AUGACUUCCGAAGCCAAUCCCCACCACUACUCCCAAUCGCUACAGUCUCCCACCGCCAUCCCACCGCGGACAAGCUCCAACGGCGUCGUAAAUGGCAUCCCAACCAGCCCCCGACAAGCUGCCCCCCUCUCCGAAAGCGAAUGGAUGUCGUCGUCGAAGCGCAAACCACUGAGCACAACGAGCAAACAUGGCCGAAACAGAUCGAGUAUGGAUUGGACAAAGGCUAAAGAGGGUCUGUGGACGCAGGAAAAAGAGAGUAUCAUUAUGGGCCCGUACGACUAUAUCUCGAAGCAACCAGGGAAGGAUAUUCGCAAGCAGAUGAUUGCUGCAUUCAACGCGUGGUUGAAGGUGCCUGAGUCGAGUCUGGCGAUUAUUACUAAGGUUGUGGCGAUGCUACAUAAUGCUUCCUUGCUCAUCGACGACGUGGAAGACAACUCCGUUUUGCGACGAGGCAUCCCGGUGGCACACAAUAUCUUCGGUACAGCUCAGACUAUCAAUUCAGCGAACUACGUGUAUUUCCUGGCGCUACAAGAAGUCCGCAAACUUAACAGUGUCACGGCCAUGGACAUAUACACCGAGGAGCUUUUGAAUCUGCAUAAAGGGCAGGGCAUGGACUUGUUUUGGAGAGAUACCUUGACCUGCCCUACUGAAGAAGAAUACUUAGAGAUGGUCGACAAUAAGACAGGAGGACUGUUUCGUUUAGCUGUUAAGCUGAUGCAAGCCGAGAGUGAUACUGGAAGGGAUUGUGUGCCACUCGUCAAUGUAAUGGGUCUCAUCUUCCAAAUCUGCGACGACUACCUCAAUCUCUCAGACAAAACAUACAGCAAAAACAAAGGUCUCUGCGAAGAUCUGACAGAAGGAAAAUUCUCAUUCCCCAUCAUUCACAGUAUCCGCGCCGACCCAUCCAACGUUCAAUUGAUCAACAUCUUGAAACAAAAGACCAAGGACGAGGAAGUAAAACUAUACGCAGUAAACUAUAUGGAAAGCACGGGUAGUUUUGCGCAUACCAAGAAAGUUGUCGCACAGUUACGAGACAGAGCUUUGAAACUAAUUGAUGAGAUGGAUGGGGUCCAUGAUCAGGCCGAAGCCGAAGAUGCUCCACGGGAGGGACGAUUUGUUAGGGAGAUAUUGGAGAAGAUUGUUGAGCUGACGCUGAAGGAUAAGGAGAAGGAAGUCUAA
This is a messenger RNA of Talaromyces stipitatus ATCC 10500, 1179 nucleotides long. Its product is annotated as geranylgeranyl diphosphate synthase. The coding region runs from base 1 to 1179 and encodes 392 amino acids. The transcript is spliced from 3 exons. Gene Ontology annotation, molecular function: prenyltransferase activity. The record is from RefSeq and is a predicted model, not a curated record. Lineage: Eukaryota; Fungi; Ascomycota; Eurotiomycetes; Eurotiales; Trichocomaceae. Gene Ontology annotation, biological process: isoprenoid biosynthetic process.